AAGAAAAAGCAUCAAAAUUAAACCAGCAAAGAAAAUGGCAGCUUACACACUGAAAUCUGACAAGAUGUUCCUUCGAUGUAUCGACAUGGGAGGGAUAGAAGUGUAUGAGCUUGAUAGUCCUUACUUAUAUCCAGUGAAAGGGAAGCAUUGGACCCAUGUUGACAUCAGCAUAGGUCUUGGUAAAAACUAUGAAGCGCUGAAGAUCGGUGACAAGGAGAUCAAGGGUGUCGAUUUGCAGACACUGAUCAAAGAACUAUUCACCUCGCGACUGAUUGUUAAUCGCGAGGGGCUGUGUUUCCUAGCAACCACAGGGGUCACAGCUGUGGUUCUAGAAGUUGAGUACUACAGGCAAUUUGAUAUGUUCAAUUGGUCCAAAUAUCAGGUGAAAACAUCGCUCACCACCAAGUGGACUCGAAAAGACAUUAUGGAUGGGCGUCCCUUGGAUAUUACUGUAACUGCAGGGUCGAAUUCUGAGGAGUUGACAGAGAAAGAAAAGGAACUCGAUGAAGAGAAAAAUAAGCAUAAAGUACAGUUAGAGGAGCUGGAGCGUAAAAAGGAAGAGGAACUCAAGGAAAAACAAGACGAGGUGGACAACUUGAAACAUAAGUUAGCCGAGGCAGAGCUAAAAAACCAGGAAGGCUUGAAGAAGAAACAAGACGAGAUAGCCGAAUUGAAGCUUAAACAUAAUGAGGACCUUACUAACUUGGAGCAAUCGAAUCGGGAACAAUUGAAAAAGAAACAGGAUGAAUUGGAACGAGGAAAGAAAGAAAAUGAGGAUUUGGAGAAAGUGCUCAAAAUUUAUGCAUUUGACAGGAGCGAUCAACCUGUUCCUCUCAUUUUUUUCAGCAGAAUGGUACAAUAUAUGCAGACAGACCUACCUUCUUCAGAAAUUACCAUCCGCUUUACUAGAUCCGGUGAGCAAUUUAAGUGGCCUCCUUCGGUCAAAAUUGUUAUACCUUUAUGCCCAGUCGAAACAGUUACACGUUAUUAUCCUACCAUAACUGUGUCACAACUUAAAGUGGAAACAAUAAGUUGCACAUUAUCUAACGCUAAGGACGACUUUGAUCGCAACAAUUGGCGACUUCUUAGAGUCGUAGAAUUCGAUCAUGGGACUCUAACGAGAAUGAACAUUGCAUAUUACGAUGGCAAUAGGUAUCAAUUCGAUCCGGUUCCAUGUCCUCCUCAAUACCUGACCUAUUAUUUCAGCCUUAAUCUCAUAUCUCUUGUGGGCAUGGGCACCAGGAUAUAUAUUAUGUUUUCAUAG
This is a messenger RNA of Beta vulgaris subsp. vulgaris (sugar beet), 1264 nucleotides long. RefSeq lists its product as uncharacterized. The coding region runs from base 35 to 1264 and encodes 409 amino acids. Lineage: Eukaryota; Viridiplantae; Streptophyta; Magnoliopsida; Caryophyllales; Amaranthaceae. The transcript is spliced from 2 exons. The record is from RefSeq and is a predicted model, not a curated record.